Molecule: messenger RNA, 2484 nt
Organism: Macrobrachium nipponense
Lineage: Eukaryota; Metazoa; Arthropoda; Malacostraca; Decapoda; Palaemonidae
Product: probable methylthioribulose-1-phosphate dehydratase
Exons: 8
Coding region: 34-1269 (411 amino acids)
Cellular component (GO): cytoplasm
Molecular function (GO): metal ion binding; methylthioribulose 1-phosphate dehydratase activity
Source: RefSeq, a predicted model, not a curated record
AUAGUUAAUCUCUUCACUCAAGUACUGGAAACAAUGUCAGGAGAGGAAAAUUCUGCCCCAGUUGCUGCUGGCAAAAAAGGCUUAUCCAAGCCAAGAAAAGGAAGAGGAAGCAAGAGAGGUGUUAGGGCAGAGCCAGUUGAAGAGGUUCAUGAUGCAGAGCUGGAUACAGACUUUCCAGAAGCAGCUAAAACUGACGAUGCUUCACCAGCAAAAAGACAAAGAGGAAGUAAGAAGAGAACAUCCUCUUGUGAUGAGUCAGACAAUAAUGAAGAGGAUGUAUAUAACAGUGCUAAAGAGGAUAGAAAGCAAGCAGAGCCAGUGGGUGAAGAGGCAGAUGCUGACGUUUCAGAAGCAGCUAAAACAUUCAGAGCUUUGCCAUCAAGAAGACGAAGUGGAAGGAAGAGGAGAUCAUUCCAUUUUGAUGAUUCAGACAGCGAUGAAGAUGUUUUUUUCAAUAUUGUUGAAAAGAAGUCAAGGCGAGGCAGACCUAAAGGACAAACAUUAGAAUCAGGAUCAUGGGUAGCUCGAAAACCACUUGGUCGUCCAAAGCAAAACGCUUUGAAUCAGUCCUUAAGAAGAGGCCAGAAACAUCCUACUGAGUUAAUAUGUGAAUUAGGCCAAGUGUUCUACAGUCUUGGUUGGGUUAGUGGAACAGGUGGUGGCAUCAGCAUCAAAACAGGGGACCAGAUCUAUGUUGCCCCCUCUGGUGUCCAAAAGGAACGUUUACAACCAGAGGACAUUUUUGUCUUGAGCUCUGAUGGUCAAGAAGUUGUUAUUCCUCCUCUUCAGAAAAAUCUAAAAAUUUCUCAGUGUACUCCAUUGUUUAUGCUGGCUUAUAAGAUGAGAGGAGCAGGUGCUGUGAUACACUCCCACUCAAAAGCUGCUGUUAUGGCAACCUUGGCAUAUCCUGGUCCAGAAUUCAGAGUUACUCAUUUGGAGAUGAUCAAGGGUAUAAAAUGUGGAUCAGAAGACCGUCAGAUGAGAUAUGAUGAGGAACUGAUAGUUCCAAUCAUUGAAAACACUCCAUUUGAAGCAGAUUUAGCAGAUAGUAUGUCACAGGCGCUGGAAUUGUAUCCUGAUACUCAAGCAGUUUUAGUUAGACGACAUGGCGUUUAUAUAUGGGGAGACACAUGGGAAAAAGCAAAAACCAUGGCAGAAAGUUAUGACUACUUGUUUGAUAUUGCUGUUCAGAUGAAAAAGUUUGAUGUUGACCCUACAAAACCUCCAAAAGGUGCAUCAGAAGUACAAGGUCACAUGAAUGGGAAAUGAUUUACUCUAAUUUUAAGACAAAAACCUUAUACUAUAGAGUAUACUUUACAAAUAUAUUAAUAUUAAGUUGUAAAAGAAAAUGGGGAACAGUCCAAUUAAAAAAUAAGAUUUGUGAUAAUUUCAGAAAAGGUACUUUAAAAUCAGUAAAUGUGUUUGGCUGUAACAUUUUAUGUGAAUUUAAGACGUCUUGGUACUCAUGUUUAUAUUUUUUCAUUAGUUUACACAGUAUAAACAAUGCAUUAUUGCUCUUAUCAUAUGUAUCACUUAAUAUUUGUGCCCUAAUUAAGAAUGAUGUUUGGAAGUUGUUUGCUAGAAAGUUCUUGGUGCCAUUUUUACAAACUUUAAAGUAGGUGGGUACUUUGUCAUUUUGAGGUUUUGUAAGUGUAUUCAAAGUCCUUUUAGUUUUCUUUGUUGUAUCAGUCAUUAUGGUAAUGCAUCAAGUUUUGUAAUGCAUGGUAAAUUUUAAAUUGGAGAAUCCUAAAUUCAUAUCUCAGAAUUUUAAAAGUUUUUGUAUUCAUUUCAUAACUGAAGCAAAGUGUAAAUUCAGUAAACAACAGAAUUAUGCCCCCUGAUACAUAGACUGCAUAAAAUAGCUUACAGGCAGUCCCCAGUUAUCGGCGAGGGUUCCGUUCCCAGCAGGAUGCUGAUAAGCGGAAACCGCCAUUAACUGAAACUGCAAUGUAUGGCGCUGAGUUUCAGUUAAUGGCGGUAUGAUAUGGCGCCAUAACUCUAUUAUCAGCACCUUAUGGUGCCAUUAACUGAAACUCAGCCCGUUAUGGCACCAUUAACUGAAACAACCCUAUGGCGCCAUUAACUGAAACAGCCUGUUAUGGCACCAUUAACUAAACUCAGCCCAUUUUGGCACCAUUAACUGAAACAACCCGUUAUGGUGCCAUAAAUCCCUGAUUUUCAGAUCGCCAUUAAUUGAGACCACCGAUAACUGGGGACUGCUUAUAUAUGUAAGUUCUUUUUUUACAGAUUGCAUAAGUAGGAAUACUUAUUCACUAGAGUACUAGAGUUUAAGAUUUAUUGAGUGAUUGCACUUAGAAUUACUGAUUAUGCAUUCAUUUAUUAGUUAAAUAAAGAACCAAGCUGAGCGGUAAUCAGUAUGGUUUUAAAAUUUAUAACAUGAAAUGCAUGUUGCUGUUUUGAAAUAAUAUGGAUUACUUCAGAUGUUUUAUAAAUUUAAUUGCAGAGACUAAACACAAAGAUGCA